Molecule: messenger RNA, 1128 nt
Organism: Zophobas morio
Lineage: Eukaryota; Metazoa; Arthropoda; Insecta; Coleoptera; Tenebrionidae
Product: gustatory and pheromone receptor 32a-like
Exons: 3
Coding region: 1-1128 (375 amino acids)
Biological process (GO): sensory perception of taste; male courtship behavior; chemosensory behavior
Cellular component (GO): dendrite; neuronal cell body; axon
Source: RefSeq, a predicted model, not a curated record
AUGAACUUCAGACUUCUCCGCCUCAUCAUGCUUUUCGGUGAAAUUUUCGCAAUAACCCCUCGAAGAAACAAAGUAAAAAAAAUCAGAACCAAAAUCUACUCAAUCUGCGUCAUCACUGCACUCAUGGUAGCUUCAACCAUCUCCGUUUUGUACUACCGACAACCCCUUUACGUCAACUUCUCGCCAAUCAAGCUAGUCCUGACAAUCAGCAUGGUGCUCAUCGUCAACAUCUUCAACUGCUACACAGUGUUGGCACCUGUGUAUUUCAAAAGGCGCCAGUAUUGUUUUUUGAUUCGGAUGUUGGAACAAAAUGACAACGUAACCUUAGACGACUUGUGCGAGAAAAUACCCUUCUAUGCGGGUUUCGUCGCGCCAAAUGUGAUAUACUGGGGGAUCACAGUGUACGUGUCUUACGUUUGGACGGAUAUUCUGGGUUUUGAGUACUACGAGCAGUAUUUCGUCGAAGUGAUACAACUCUACUUCCAGUUUUACUACAGCUAUUUUCUCUGCAUGUUUGUUAAAGUCUUCGUCGGAAAGUACAAAUACGUGAAUUUUCUUCUGUCGGAGCAGAUAUUGUACAUGCAGAUGAGAAGACCCACGACCUUGGAAAGAUUCCCGAUUUCGAUGAGGAGGAUCGAGAAUCUAGUGUGUUUUUUGAAAGAGAUGAAUGUGGCGUUUAAUGACGUUUUUGGGUGGCCGAUUAUUUUGAUCAUUUUGUAUUCGAGUAUCUUGUUGCUCAACUAUUUGGACGAUAUUUUUAAAAAUAGUUUUGGUUAUAGUAAAAAUCAGUACGUUGGGGUGAUCAUUUCUAAUAUUAGUGUGGUUUUUCUGGCUAAUAUUGGUACUAUUGCGUUAAUUCUUCUAUGCGAUUUGGUACUAGAUGAAGCAAAAACUACUACGUUACUAGCUUACAAACUGCGCCAAUAUGCUCUUUUAGUGGAAAAACAGGAAAUUUCUGAUUUUAUUACAUUGAUGUCUGACAAUUUUCCACAGUUUACAGCGGCUGGGUUUUUUUCUGUAAAUAAGACAACCAUUUUGAACAUUAUGGGUACAGUUACAACGUUUUUUAUUAUAAUAAUACAGUUCAAUACUAGUAGAGUCCUGUAUUGCGAUAAAUAUGGAGUGUGA